This is a messenger RNA of Melampsora larici-populina 98AG31, 2128 nucleotides long. RefSeq lists its product as uncharacterized. Lineage: Eukaryota; Fungi; Basidiomycota; Pucciniomycetes; Pucciniales; Melampsoraceae. Gene Ontology annotation, biological process: small GTPase-mediated signal transduction. The record is from RefSeq and is a predicted model, not a curated record. The transcript is spliced from 6 exons. Gene Ontology annotation, molecular function: GTPase activator activity. Bases 43 to 1743 code for a protein of 566 amino acids. Gene Ontology annotation, cellular component: cytoplasm.
AUCACUUUAAAGAAAGAACCGUAUCAUCAACUUACCAUCAAGAUGACUAAACUCAUUCAAACUCAUUCAAAUGAUUCUCAAACUCAUCAUUCAAAAUUAAAUCAACUCGAUUCAAUUCUCAAUCAAAUCAUCUUUCAGGCUGGUUCUGAUCAUGAAUCGCAUCCACUAUUGAUCAUCUGCGCUUCAAGAUUCCCUUCACCUUCAACUUUACCAAUUGGAACUGAUUUCAAUAUGCUUGUCAAUCGAGCACUUUCACUCUUCUCACCUAUCACAUCUAUCGAACCAUACUCUCUUGUCAUCUUUGCUUCUCCUUCUGAAUUUGGUCCCAAUGUCACUCAAGUCAUCUCCUCUUACCUUCGACUCGAUAAAUCAACUCGUAAAAACUUGAAAUCACUUUGGGUGGUUCAUCCCACUUUUUGGGCAAAGAUGACAUUACAAGUCUUUUUAAAUGGGAUUGUAAGUUGGAAGGUAGGUAAGAAGGUCAAGUGGACCAAUUCGCUCUCAGAACUUGCGACUCAAGUUCCACUUCAUCAGAUCUGCAUCCCUCCUGAAGUUUACAAAAUCAACCUGACUCUUGAGCCCCAAAUUGUGAUGCCACCAACUUGGAGAAGGAAACCUGUCAUAGGUACACCUCUUGAACAGCUUAUGGGUCCACAAGGCGAAAGAGGCAUUCCUCAACUCGUUCAGGACUCGGUCAACUGCAUUCGAUCUUUAGGUCUCGAUGCUGAAGGAUUAUUUCGAAGGCCGCCGUCACUAGCCACCUUGAAAGUCUUGAGUGAAGCCUAUGAUCGCGGUCAUCCAGUCAAGAUUUCAGAUUACCCCGAUGCACCACACUUGGCAGCAUCACUUUUGAAACUUUUCUUGAGGGAAUUACCAGUCCCAGUCUUUCCAUCAUCACUAUACCCUGUCAUUCUAGCUUGUCCACCUAUCCAGGCUAAUUCGAGCAACUCGGAAGUAAUGGCGUAUAUCCAGGAAAAGUUGAUUGACCAACUCUCCGCUCCCGCAGUCAAGCUACUGUCUUACGUUUUGAGUCUUUGCCACGAUAUCGCAUCACAUGCUGCUGAGAACAAAAUGGAUGCCCAUAACUUGGCCACAUGUCUCACACCCACACUUCUUCGAUCCGAUGACCUGGCAAAGGAUGCUGCCAUGUGCAAAUUAUCACUUACUGAUGGCUUGUCUGCUACAACCAGCCCACUGAAUCUGAUAUCCAAUAUCUCAGGCACCAGCCUUGGAUCAAUCCUCAAAUUCAUGAUCACCAAUUUCCACACAGUGUUUCAAAAUUUUGAAAUCACAUCAUCAGAUCUCUCGGGUUUUUACUCAGCUCCGACUAGCCCCAAUACUUCAACAAGUUCAAGAUCAUAUCAAGAAUUUGAUUCAGUUUCACCUACAAGUAGUCGACCAUCAGUCGAAUCACCCAAUCAAAGCUCACCUCAAAAGAGUUCAAGGUUUCAAGAUGAAGAUAGAAGAGCAAGUUAUUCACAUUUAUCAAAUUCAACUCCUUCAACUCAUCGAACACGUCAAGCAAGUCAUAGUCUUAACCCUAAUCAUCAACUUGUUAAUCAUUGUGUAAGAACCAAAGAAUCCUUUAAUGGGUUGUUUUUGUUUAGUGGGAUCAGUAGUGGGAAUAAUAGUAGUCGGUUUGCUACUACUGAAGUGGAUGGGACUAAUGCUCAUGGACGAGUUAGUGUUAGAACUCUUUUUCCUCCUCUUCCUGUUUCAUCAUCAGAACAUGAUGUUGAUUAAGAAGACUUUGAUAUAAAUUGAUAUUUCAGUGAUCUGGUGAUUUGUUUUUUUCUUGUACGUUUGUGUGAAAAAGAAGCAUGGUGAUUUGUUUUUCUCUUGUGGUUUUUUGGAUUUCCAUGAUUUUUUGGGUUGUAGGUUUCUUUCUUUUGCAGAUUUUUUUUAAGAUAUUUGAUGUGUUGUAUGAUAAACCGAAUUGGAACUUGUCUAUUAAAACCCGUUUGUUUUGUGGUUUGAGAUUUGUCUUUGUAAGAAUUAUGAUGGCUUUGAAUUACCUUAUUAUAUAUAUUGUGACAUUUGUAUAUCAUGUGACUUGUUUUUUUAGUUGUUUUGUUUUACAUACUUUUUUUUUGGUUUUCAAAAGAAAUGAUGAUCACUGUAAAAUGUU